AUUUUAUUUUAUUUUUUAUUUUCUUAAAAAUCAAAAAGAGGUUGGUUAGACCAAACAAAGCAUUCAUUCCAAUUCAAUCAAACUCUUCCAAAAUCCAACUCUUCUCCUCUUCUUCUAUAAUCCUUGUUUUUUAUCCUAACAAAAGCAGAAGAAAAACAAAAACAAAAAAAGAGGGAAAAAAAAGGGAAAAAAAUAUUUAUUAUUUAAGCUGAAACAACGACGAAUCAAUCAAGGGCUCUCUGAUAAUCCAUAAUCCCUUUUUAUAGCUUUCGGUUUGGAUCGUCGUCUUGUUUUCUCUCUCUCUCUCCAUGGCUCUCGCAUCGGAUGAAGCUAAAAGCAUUUGCAGUCACUGUGACCGGGCUAUCCCUUCUCGGAAUAUUGAUUUGCAUUUUGCUCAUUGCUCCCGCAAUCUAGAAAGAUGUAAAGUCUGUGGUGAUAUGGUUCCAAAAAAGCAUGCUGAGGAGCACUACUUAAACACUCAUGCCCCAGUUGCCUGUUCACUAUGCAGUGAGACAAUGGAACGUGAAAUAUUAGCCAUCCAUAAAGGUGAAAACUGCCCGCAAAGGAUUGUGACGUGUGACUUCUGUGAGUUCCCAUUGCCUGCAAUUGAUCUUGCCGAGCACCAGGAAGUAUGUGGGAACAGGACAGAACUCUGUUCUCUUUGCAACAGAUAUAUCAGACUCCGAGAAAGAUACAACCAUGAAACUAGAUGCAGUGCUGUCUUAGACAACAUUGUGGGAACUUCCAGGGAUGUGAGGGCAGCUGAAAGAGAGCAAGAAGCUCCGAGAGGACCAAGACGGCAGCCGCUGCCACAAGACGUGUCACGGCGACGCAUCAUAUUUACGAUCGCUAUCACGGGCAUUGCUGUGCUAUUAGGGUCUCUUUUUUUCCAGAGGAAAACGGAGAACAGUCAAGUGCACUAGCAGCAGCCAGCGGAAAUUAAUACAUUACAUUUCGUCAUGUGUAUCUUCUUCCAUUCAUCCGUGUCGUAAAUUAUCUGAGGUUUUACUUCUAUUAACUGAAUUUAAACACGAUUGAGAUUGUCAUAAAUAUACUUGCAGCCUUUCUCAAUAUCAAUUCACUAGCGUCUCACGUUUUGAUCUGUACCAUUUGGUUGCUACAAGCAAUGCAUGUUUUUACU
Molecule: messenger RNA, 1141 nt
Organism: Morus notabilis
Lineage: Eukaryota; Viridiplantae; Streptophyta; Magnoliopsida; Rosales; Moraceae
Product: XIAP-associated factor 1
Exons: 6
Coding region: 309-923 (204 amino acids)
Source: RefSeq, a predicted model, not a curated record